Messenger RNA from Solanum pennellii, 3059 nucleotides. Its product is annotated as pentatricopeptide repeat-containing protein At5g04780, mitochondrial. The transcript has a single exon. The record is from RefSeq and is a predicted model, not a curated record. Lineage: Eukaryota; Viridiplantae; Streptophyta; Magnoliopsida; Solanales; Solanaceae. Gene Ontology annotation, molecular function: RNA binding; protein binding; zinc ion binding. Gene Ontology annotation, biological process: RNA modification. Bases 58 to 1926 code for a protein of 622 amino acids.
AUAACCUCCCCUUAUAAGUAUUGAUCAGUUUAAACACUUGGAACUGAAAGCCAUGAAAUGAAAGCCUUACAAAGAUACAAUUUUUUCAAUCUCUGUAAUGCUCGCCGGAGAAAUUUAUCCUCCGUCGCCGAUGCUACACUUCAUAAAUCCGACGAUGAAGAACACAGCGUUAUUGGGGAAUCCAAAAAUUCAAUUAUUCUACCAUAUUUGCACCGGGCAGUACAAGAAUGUGCGAAACAGAGGACUGCAAUAAAUGGAAAAUCGGUGCAUGCCCAGAUUAUAAAAUGUGGAUAUGAAGCUGAUAUAUUGACAACAAACAUGCUCAUCAAUAUGUAUGCAAAGUGCGGCAUUGUUGAUUUUGCUCGCAAGGUGUUCGACGAAAUGUCUCAGAGAAGUCUUGUUUCAUGGAACACACUAAUGGGUUCGUAUAUACAGAGCAGAGAUGAAGAUGAAGCUUUGCGUCUUUUCGUUCGAAUGCAAAGGGAAGGUAGUCAGGUUAGUGGGUUUACUGUUUCAGGUGUUCUUUGUGCUUGUGCUGCUAAGUUUGCUGUUUUAGAAAGUAAACAAUUGCAUGGUUUUGCUAUUAAGGUAUCAGCGGAAUCUAAUGUUUUUGUGUCAACUGCUUUGCUUGAUGUUUAUGCUAAAUGUGGGUUGAUGAAAGAUGCUUUUCGUGUUUUUGAUUCUAUGAAUGAGAGAAAUGAGGUUACUUGGAGUUCAAUGGUUGCUGGAUAUGUUCAAAAUGAGUUAUAUGAGGAGGCUAUAAUGUUUUUUCAUAGGCUACAAAAGUCCGGGAUAGAGCAUAAUCAGUUUAUUCUUUCUUCGGUUAUAUCUGCUUGUGCUGCGAUGGCUGCUUUGUUAGAAGGGAACGAAACGCAUGCUAUAGUAUGGAAAACGGGUUUUGGUGCCAAUGUUUAUGUGGCUUCAUCUCUUGUGGACUUAUAUGCAAGAUGUGGAAGUGUUGACGAAGCGUAUAUUGUUUUUUCAAAUGCUGAGGUGAAGAAUGAUGUAAUAUGGAAUUCAAUGAUUUCUGGCUUUGCUAGAAAUGCACGGUCUUUAGACGCUAUGACGUUGUUUGAGAAAAUGCAGUUAGUGGGAUUUUUCCCGAAUGAAAGGACUUACGUCUCUGUGUUAUCUGCUUGUAGUCAUAUGGGUCUUGUUGACAAGGGGCGGAUAUAUUUUGACAAGAUGAAGAAAGAACAUAACUUGUCUCCCAAUGUAUAUCAUUAUUCAUGUAUGGUUGACAUUCUUGGUAGAAAAGGUUUGGUUGAAGAAGCUAAGGAUUUAAUAGAAAAUAUGCCGUUUGCUGCAACUGCUUCCAUGUGGGGUUCUGUCUUGGCCUCUUGCAGGGUGUGUGGAAAUGUUGAGGUGGCUGAAAUUGCUGCUAAGCAUUUGUUCGAGCUCGAGCCUAAUAAUGCUGGGAACCACGUCUUGCUUUCAAACAUAUAUGCUUCCAAGAAAAGGUGGGGUGACGUUGCAUCAACAAGAAAGCUUCUUAAAGACAGUGAAGCGAAGAAAGAAAGAGGCAAGAGUUGGAUACAGAUAAAAGACAAGGUUCACACGUUCAUGGUCGGGGAAAGAAAUCAUCCAAGCAUUAUAGAGGUUUAUUCAAGAUUGGAUGAAUUGUUGGUAGGUAUGGAGAAGUUAGGUUACAAAGGUGAAACCGAACACGAUCUGCAUGAUGUGGAAGUGAGCAGAAAACAUGAGUUUCUGAGACAUCAUAGUGAGAAGCUUGCUUUUACAUAUGGAUUGAUGUGUUUGCCCUCAAAUGCUCCUAUAAGAAUUAUGAAGAACCUCAGGAUCUGCGGGGACUGUCAUUCCUUCAUGAAGUUUGCUUCAAAAGUAACACGGAGGGAAAUCAUCGUUAGAGAUGUUAAUCGUUUUCAUCACUUUACUAAUGGAUCAUGUUCAUGUGGAGAAUUUUGGUAAAGAAUGUAACUGCUUGGAUUUUAGAUCCUUUCUCUGAACCAAGUGUUUUGGUUCAGAAACGUGGAAAAAGUAAUUAAAAUCUGGCUCUUGUAUACCUCGACAUGUGUAAGAAAUUAGAGGCAUUACAUCACGGAGUACCUGUUAUGUCAACAUAAUGGUGUUACAACAACAAGCUGGUCAAAAACCACUUUCCUCUAAGCAUCUGAUGUGAUUACAAACUUUGUAAACAAGCUGGACCUGGACUCCAGGCAGUGCCUUUCCCAUAAUAUGAUGAGCAAAGGCCAUCAACUACAUCUUCUAACACCACCAAGUUAGAUUCUUAUGACAUCCAGACAGGGGCCAGAAUAGCUUGGUCGGUCAUUCCUCUUGCCAACAAUCACGUUAGAAUCUCCACACUCCAAAUUUAGCAACCUGUUUUACAGGGUCCGUAAUGUCAGGUCAGCGUCAGCAAAGGAAAGUUAUCCAGGAGUAUAAUCAAGAGAGGAAUCACCAAGUCAUUUAGAAUCUUAUGGUCCUUGUGAGAAAAACAUGGAAGAGUGUGUACUUUGUGACUUUGCUGCGCAGCUACUGAUUCGUGAUUUGUAUCAGGUGGAAAGUUGGAGAUUGAGAAAGGUGAAUCAUAACAAUACUACCUCUCAACCUAAUGGUCUCCUCACCGAGCAGAAGGGGACUGUUGUUACUGUUCGAUCACACAAGAACUGAUAGCUUGACAGGACUGACUGAGUGUGGAGGUAACCUGGUUGGUGAACGUAAAGAGAUACUAUUCGCUUGUGAAGCUGCACAGCUCAUUUACCUCCUGAGCUCUUUUAGCUGAUAUUUUAGCUCAGAGAAGCUGUAUUCACUACAUUACUCCUGAAGUGUGAAUAGAGGCUGUAUAAUGUAGUCCAUUUUCUGAUGAGGAGUUAUGUGGAGGGACUUAACUCCAAUCGGUAACAUACCGUAAAGUUGUCUCUGUAGGACCUAAAGGUUACGGGUUUCAUGAGUGGCAUUUCAUAUUGAUUGUGCCCUCUUCACUCUCUAACCCACCUCAUCUUCACUGCUUUUAGGAUAAUAUUUUUGCUUAUAUACCGAACACAAGAAAAUAAGUAAAGAAUUCACUUAUUUUCCAUCAAAGCAUUUUUCUUCGUACCGAA